Molecule: messenger RNA, 399 nt
Organism: Verruconis gallopava
Lineage: Eukaryota; Fungi; Ascomycota; Dothideomycetes; Venturiales; Sympoventuriaceae
Exons: 2
Coding region: 1-399 (132 amino acids)
Source: RefSeq, a predicted model, not a curated record
AUGAAGCUCUCGAAGGCCCUUUUCGCUGCUUUCGCUGCAAUGUCGCUGGCUCAGGGUAUUCCAAAUCCAGCAACAUCUGUCAGUGAAACUACGGACAUUCUUAUUGCUUUAAUCGACCUCGAAAAUCAGUACCCCGGAUACCUCAAGGAAGUCCUCGAAACGUGGCUUCAGCAGAUAGCAGAGCAGCUGAACGGCAUAAUUCCUCCCUCCACCUCUACUUCUACCAUAAAUACUAGCUCCACAGUUAACAGCACCAUACCUACCACUUUUAGGACAACCACGCGGAGCUGCUCUGGUACUUAUUCGAGUAUUGUCAAUUUCCCUACUACACCAGCUGUGCCAAUUGGAUCUCCAAGUGUGGUUGCCGAUGAAACCAGUACAGGUUCUCUUCUUGCCUAA